AUGGCCAAGGUCGUCACGUACGAAGAGCUCAAGGCACACUCUACUAAGGACAAUCUUUAUGUUCUUAUCCAUGGAGAAGUGUACGAUGUUACUAAAUUCAUCGACGAGCACCCGGGAGGUGACGACGUGAUCUUGGCUGAAGCUGGCAAAGAUGCAACCCAAGCUUUCGAAGAUGUUGGCCACUCUGACGAGGCUCGUGACCUCCUUCCUCCUCUCCUUGUCGGAAGUUUUGAGAAGGAAGGCGCUCUGAAAAUCAGCGAUACCAAGGCUCCCGGCUCUGGCGCUUCGGUCUCUGACGCCGUUGAGCAGGGUUCAAACCUGAUGUACUUCAUCCCAUUGACCCUACUGGGAGCAUACUUUGCAUGGCGCUUUUAUGGAGCAUGA
Molecule: messenger RNA, 384 nt
Organism: Suillus fuscotomentosus
Lineage: Eukaryota; Fungi; Basidiomycota; Agaricomycetes; Boletales; Suillaceae
Product: cytochrome b5-like heme/steroid binding domain-containing protein
Exons: 6
Coding region: 1-384 (127 amino acids)
Cellular component (GO): endoplasmic reticulum membrane; intracellular membrane-bounded organelle
Molecular function (GO): heme binding
Source: RefSeq, a predicted model, not a curated record